AAAAUAAUUACCUCUCUAGUGAACUCCAUAGUCCCAUACAAUGUCCUUGAGACCCAUCACAACUACUAUCCGGACAUCCAAAAAAGACAGCAGCGGCCACGAGAGAUGGGAGGAGAUUGACUCGACAGUAAGCGAGGCGUCGGUCAAGGCUGAUCGGGGCGAUGUCCAAUUCGAAUUGAAGGAGCAGGACAUCAAGAGUAAGAAGAAAGUUCGGCCGGAUUUCGAGCCUGAGCCGACUGUUCAUGAUAUGUGAUUAUCAACUGGUUGCCAUAUGUCUUUGAGGUGCGAUGCGAUCAAGAAUGUCACUUAUUGGUAUCAUCUAUAUCUAUCGAAAUUGAACUAAUAAUUAAG
Molecule: messenger RNA, 351 nt
Organism: Aspergillus novofumigatus IBT 16806
Lineage: Eukaryota; Fungi; Ascomycota; Eurotiomycetes; Eurotiales; Aspergillaceae
Exons: 2
Coding region: 41-253 (70 amino acids)
Source: RefSeq, a predicted model, not a curated record